Molecule: messenger RNA, 2973 nt
Organism: Parnassius mnemosyne (clouded apollo)
Lineage: Eukaryota; Metazoa; Arthropoda; Insecta; Lepidoptera; Papilionidae
Source: the annotation of a GenBank genome assembly
AUGAAUUGUGCUAAUCAGAGAGAUAAAAUUACGGUAGAACGGUAUCUCCAAAUGCUUAAAAAUGAUGAGCUGGAAGGUGAUUUGACCGCAAUAUUUGGCCGACUGAGAAACACCGAACAGUUCUGGAAGAAACCAAGAAACGAUGUAAAUUGUAUGACUCAAAAUUACGGUCCAGCAACUUGGUUUCUUACCAUGAGUCCCUCUGAGUGGAUGUGGGAGGAUUUGGGAGAGUACAUCAGGCAAGUAAAUGGCGUUAAAAUGGCUAAUAAAACAAUCAGUGAAUUGGUUGCUCUUGACCCCGUAUCUACCUCACGUAUUAUAGAUAACAAGUUUCAUGCAAUGUUAGACUUAAUAACUAGUUCAGAUGAGCCUUUAGGUAAGAUUAUUCAUUACUUUUGGCGUCGAGAGUACCAAUCUAGGGGUGCUCAGCACUUCCAUUUAAUGUUAUGGGUUAAGGAUGCACCUAUUCUACAUAAGUCAUCUAUAGACGAGGUAGCGUCAUUUAUUUCUAAAUACGUGACAUGUGCCAUUCCAAAAAAAGAUAUUUCUCCUACUUUACAUCAACGGGUCACUUCGUAUCAAAUGCAUAAACAUAACAGUUAUUGCAUGAGGAGAAAGAAAACGAAAAAAGGAUUCGUUUCAGUUUGCCGUUUUGGAUUUCCUCGAACUGUGACGGAUUCUCUUAUCAUAAGAGACAUUUUUCAAACUAUAGCGGCAAGAAAAACUCUCAGCUCUAAUAAUCGGCUCUACAAUAUUGUCCGCUCGAAGGAGUCAGAUAUGAUUAAUGACUACAAUCCCGCUUUGCUGUUGGCGUGGAAUGGAAAUAUUGACAUUCAAUAUGUUGGAGAGAAAACAGCCAUUUUGAACUAUUAUGUGACCAAGUAUACUACUAAAAGUGAAAAGACCCAUGCAUCCGACAUGUUUAACGAUAUUAACUCUACAAAAAGUCUUAGAAGCCGGUUAUAUAAUAUUGGUCUCAGAGUAUUAGCGAAUCGAGAAUGCGGAGCUUUAGAAGCCAGCGAUACAUUAUUGGGAAUACCACUUUACGGCACGGACCCACAAACAACAAUAAGAUGGUUAGACGUAAACAUUCAUCGUAAUCGCAGGGUUAAAUCGAAGUCUGAAAUGACUGGACUGGACCCGAAUUCCACUGACAUAUAUUACGAUUCUUGGAUAGACAACGUUUACCCUGCCAGACCUGACGAAUUAAAAGACAUGAAUCUAUUUGACUUUUCGAAAGACUAUGAUUUAGUUAAUACACGGCCUGUUUCAAAUAAAGUAGAGUAUUAUGUUUUAGCAAAUAAAAAAUACUUAAAAAAACGAGAUAGACCAUACCUAAUUAACCAUUACCUGUAUGAUGUAGAGCAAAUGCCAGAAAAAUAUUUCUUUUCCUUGUUGUUAUUAUUUAAACCUUGGAGAAUACUAGAUGACCUAAAAAUGCAACAUGAGACAUACACAGAAACUUUUAAUGCUGUAAAGGACGAUUUACAAGAAGCGUUACGCUACGGAAAUUUACGGACUGAAUUACGAAAUAUUUUACAAACAGCUUUUGAAAAGGUAGAAGAAAAAGUAGCAGAACUAAACGAAGAAAGGGAAAACAUAGUAGAUGAAGGCCCCGACAAUCCUUUAGUGUUUGAAGCUUUGGAAGCGGUAAAUGCUAUGGAAGAUUUAAACAACUUUGAUUUAGUUGAAGCGGAUAUUUCUGAAAUGAAUGAGCAAGCAAUGAUAGAUAAAUUGAAUUCUGAUCAAAAAAAAGUAUUUGAUACAGUCACUAAUAAAAUUACGAACAAAAAAGAAAUAUUGCGACAUUUUGUUAGUGGCACCGGUGGCACCGGCAAGAGCUAUUUAAUAAAAACCUUAAAAAUAUGGAUUAAAAACAACCUGCAUAAAAAUGUUGCUAUUACUGCCCCGACUGGAAUUGCAGCAUUUAACGUAAACGGAUUAACUAUUCACAGAUUACUACAACUGCCCGUAGAGCAUAAACAAACUCCUAAAUACAAACCGCUUUCAGACGAAGUACUUCAAGUUUUAAGGACAGACUUAAAAACUGUCGAAUUAUUUAUUAUAGAUGAAGUGUCUAUGAUAUCUAAUGUAACUUUAGCCUACAUAAAUCUUCGUUUAUGCGAAGUGUUUGAUACUUCUGAUGUAGAAGAUGGUUGGUUUGGAAAAAAACAUAUUUUAGUGCUUGGGGAUCUUUUACAACUUCCACCCGUUAGAGAAAAGUCGCCAUUUGAAAAACUAACCCCUUCAGAAAUUAAUAAACUUAUAGGCUCCUUAAGUAUUCCAAACUUAUGGGCUGAACUUUUUACUUACGACGAACUUACGUUGAAUAUGAGACAGCUGGAUGAUUCUACAUUUGUAGAAAUGUUAAAAAGAAUCAGAGUAGGAGUGACAACUCAAUCAGACAGAGAUAUACUGUCUAACCGAUUGAUACCUCUGCUCUCGCAUUCCAAUAAAGGAAGGUUAAUGGAAAUAGCACAAUGUUUGAGGGACUUACCAGAAGAUACUGUUUGUUUACUACCGACUAGAAAUAUGUGUAUGCAGUUAAAUGAUGCAAUGUUAAAAGCGAUUCCGCACCCCGAGAUGAAGUUAGUUGCUAAAGAUUCCUUGGAUUGUUCAAAAUGUAUGAUAACGAAAGCUCGGGCGUGUUUACAAAAAUAUGAAGAUGAUGCGUCGAUGACUGCUGGACUGGAAGAAACUAUAAUUAUUAAAGAGGGAGCUAAAGUAAUGCUUACGAGAAAUAUUGAUGUUAGUUUAGGUUUAGUGAAUGGAUCGAUAGGCGUUGUACAAAAAGUGAGGUGGGACCCGGAAGACCGAACAAAGCCUAAACAAUUGGUAGUCAAAUUCGCUAAUAAUUUGAUUCACGAAUUAUUGCCUAUUAAGUCAAAAUUUGAGAUCAUACCCCGGGCAUACGUGUACAGAGAACAAUUCCCAAUCUGUGUGGCGUAUGCCCUAACAAUUCACAAGAGCUAA